Zygosaccharomyces rouxii is the source of this 300-nucleotide messenger RNA. RefSeq names its product ubiquitin-related modifier URM1 (gene URM1). Lineage: Eukaryota; Fungi; Ascomycota; Saccharomycetes; Saccharomycetales; Saccharomycetaceae. The record is from RefSeq and is a predicted model, not a curated record. The transcript has a single exon. Gene Ontology annotation, cellular component: nucleus; cytoplasm. Bases 1 to 300 code for a protein of 99 amino acids. Gene Ontology annotation, biological process: protein urmylation; tRNA thio-modification. Gene Ontology annotation, molecular function: protein tag activity.
AUGGUUACGGUUAAAGUAGAAUUUCUAGGUGGGCUGGAUGUCAUAUUUGACAAGCAGAGAAUCCACAUGGUGAAUGUAGAUUCAUCAGAAACCCCCACAGUUAAAGAUUUGAUAGAUUAUAUAGUAAAAAACAUGAUUCGUAACCCAAACGAUGUGGACGUAUUCAUUGAAAAUGGGACCAUUAGACCUGGUAUUCUAACACUAAUUAACGAUACCGACUGGGAAUUAGAAGGUGGUGAAGAAUACGAGUUGGAAGACGGUGAUGUUAUCUCAUUCACUUCAACACUACAUGGUGGUUGA